Laccaria bicolor S238N-H82 is the source of this 1779-nucleotide messenger RNA. RefSeq lists its product as uncharacterized. The record is from RefSeq and is a predicted model, not a curated record. Bases 36 to 1544 code for a protein of 502 amino acids. The transcript is spliced from 2 exons. NCBI's taxonomy places the organism in Eukaryota, Fungi, Basidiomycota, Agaricomycetes, Agaricales, Hydnangiaceae.
UGAUAUCCCAGAGGGUUCCCCUCCACCGCUAUCCAAUGCAUUCGCUCCGUAUUUUAACAACCCUCUACCCUUCUACAGAAGACGACGAUCUGCGAGCAAAACUCGUGGCUCUCUGCCAAGCCCAUUCUCGUUUCGUCCUCCUCCUGCAAUCCCUGGUACACAGCUCUUCCGCACCUAUGCCAGUAGAACCAGAAGAAAUAAAAUGGAAAUCCCGCUUCUCCCCUGUCGAUAACCUCCGCGAGUUGACCUUUCCAGCACCACUAUCGUUCGCCAUACCCCCUUCGGCUCCACCCCUGACGGAAGCAGGACCCUCGAGGUUAACCAAGCAUGCUCGGCAUCGGUCAGUUCCGAACCAGCACGAGUUGACCAUGAAUUCCACCGCGCUCCACCCUCUUAGGGCGACGUCAUCUUCGCGUCCAUCCGCAGAUACCGUCUCCUCCAUGAUCUCGCGUAAUAACAGCGUGAUCAACAAAAAGGCACGGCGACUAUCCAUUUUCCGGAACAGGGACACACCCCUGCUGUCGCCCCCACCGCCGGAAGAGCCUCGUGCAUUGAAGAUCUAUUCCAGUACCUGGCGUCGAGGCACCUCUCAGGGUGAACCAGCGGAGAGUGCGUUUCCGUCGUCUUCACGGUCACUCAAGCAGCCUCGUCGAUUUGCUGCGACGAACGGCUCGAGCGACUCGUCCGUCUCGGGAAGCCCGUCCCCGCCUCAUUUUUCUAGGUCGACGAAUUCCUUUGUUGGGAGAGAGUACCCUGCCCCAAUCCGUAUGGCGUCUCCUCAUGAUCUGAACAUGGCUACAUCGCGGAUACGGGCGCCUAUACUCCGCGUGUUCGUGCCGUGCUCAAAGCUGGAACACGAAUCGGAGAGUGUACCCCUUUGUGAACGGCAGCUCGUCGAGUCAGGACUAUGGGACCAUCUCUCCACGGGAGAUAUCAUCUGUAACCUGGGCUACGUCCCCCCAACGGACGAUUCCUCUUCAGACGACAACUACAUCCUUCAAGAUCCAUCAUUCCACCGGAGAGGGUCGUACCUCCCCAACAGCAACCACGCACCCAGCAACUCCAACGCACAGCGGAAAUGGCUCAUAUUCAACGGCCAUUUCCUUAUACCCUAUACCCCACCAGACGUGCUGCCGCUAUACGAACCCCUCAACCUCCCCACUCCAUUCUACUACGCACACAUCAUGCCACCGCUGACCAACAUGACCUUCACCAUCACCCGGCUGCCCGUAUGCGAUGACGUCCCGCAGUUGACGCUCAUCCACUCAUCGACCAAGGUGCGCAGUCCCCAUUCGCCCCGUGGAUACGCGAUUGUGAAGAAACAUGCGUGGACGGCGAGGGUGGUGAGGAUGCGGACGGGGGGCGAGGGGGAGAUGGGGGAUGGGUGGUUUGGGGAGUGGGUUUUGGAGGGGGAGGGGACGAGGGAGGGGAAGCAGGUGUUAUUGGAUGCGUUGAGUGGGUGUGAGAUGGGUGUGAGGGAGUGGGAGCUUGUUAGGGAGAAGAGCGGUGGGGGGAAGCUGUGGUUAAAGCUGCUGAAUACAUAAUAGUACGAUCUUUUAUUAGCAUGCACGAUUUUUUAGGUAUGCCUACUCACGAAAGACAAUCGGACGGAUGGAAUUAUCUUACGGGACACUGUUUUACCAUCUUAACUCGUAGUUACACACAUUUUAUUCAAGCAUACUUACAUACUGAUUUAGUUACCCCACAUUGCUUUUUUAUAAAGCCACACGGACCACAUAGUUACUUACAUCUUGGAAGAAAAACUUAUGCGCAGGGCAG